GUAUUCUCAUAGUAGAUACUGUAUAGCUCAUACGAUUAGGGACCUCAUUGGCAUCCUGAUCUGAAAUGGGGGCCCAACAAAGAUAGAAAAGAACUGUUGGAGGCAUUCACAAUAGCCAUGAAAAAAGUAUUUGGUUACCUAAAGCAACAUGUCAAGCCAGAUCAAAUUGUUUGGGUCAGAAGUACACCUUAUGGACAUGCUGCAUGUUCUCAAUACACUCGGCCAAGUACAAUACCCGUCAAACCCACCGGGCAACCAGGAGAAUACGAAUGGGACAUGUUGGAGAGAUUUGAUUUUGUAUGGAAGGACAUGAUUGAACAAGAAAAUGAUGAGCGAUUCCGUUUCUUUAAUGUGUCGCUGUCAAAUGCUAGAGGAGAUGCUCAUUCACAACCUGAUCAUGAUUGUUUGCAUACUUGUCUUCCGGGCCCUGUGGAUGAUUGGAACAAGUUCUUGUAUCAUGAAAUCACAAAAAUGACUAUUUAAACAAUAAAAGGAUUUUUAUUUUACAACAAAGGAGGAGUAGUAAGGAUAGGGAAAUCAGCACGCAGUGUACCAUUAUUAGGUGCUGCAUCCAUGUUCAGUAAUUCUGUUAUAAACUCAUAGACUUCUGUAUUAAAAAAGGGCGCUAAUACAGUACCUUCUCUGUA
Molecule: messenger RNA, 647 nt
Organism: Gilbertella persicaria
Lineage: Eukaryota; Fungi; Mucoromycota; Mucoromycetes; Mucorales; Choanephoraceae
Exons: 2
Coding region: 118-483 (121 amino acids)
Molecular function (GO): transferase activity
Source: RefSeq, a predicted model, not a curated record